AUGGGUUUAGGUUUAGGUGAUGCAAAAGAUAUUACAGUGAGGGGGUUAGAAAUAAUAAAAAAAUGUGAUAAAGUUUUACUUGAAGGUUAUACUUCGAUACUAACUGUUGGCAAGGAUGUUUUGGAGGAAUUUUAUCAGAGACCUUUAAUAGUAGCUGACCGAGAACUCUGUGAAAGCAACAUAGAUGAUACUUUAAAAGAAGCCAUAGAAAAAGAUGUAGCUUUGCUAGUUGUAGGGGAUCCAUUAGGUGCAACCACCCAUACAGAUAUGCUUCUUCGGGCUAAGCAAUUUGGUGUUGAAACACAGAUUAUCCACAAUGCAUCAAUAAUGAAUGCUGUUAGUUGCUGCGGGUUACAGUUGUACAGUUUUGGUGAAACUGUAUCAAUACCUUUUUGGACUGACACAUGGAAACCAGACAGCUUUUUUGAGAAAAUUUGUGAAAAUUUUUCAAGAAAUUUACAUACCUUAUGUUUAUUAGAUAUUAAAGUUAAAGAGCCAACUGAGGAGUCACUGACUAAAAAAAUUCGUCAGUAUAUGGAUCCCAAAUUUAUGACAGUUCAAGAUGCUGCUAAACAAUUGGUUCAAAUUAUAGACAAUAAGUUAGAUACAGGUAUCAAGAGAACAAGUAUUGCUGUAGGCCUUUCCAGGGUUGGUGCGCCAGAUCAACGAAUAGCAGUGAUGAGUUUAGAAAAAAUGCUAAAUUUAGACCUUGGACCACCUCUUCAUAGCCUAGUUAUACCCGCUCCAAAUUUACAUCCCUUAGAAAUUGAUUAUUUGGAACAAUUUAGAUAG
Molecule: messenger RNA, 792 nt
Organism: Parnassius apollo (apollo)
Lineage: Eukaryota; Metazoa; Arthropoda; Insecta; Lepidoptera; Papilionidae
Source: the annotation of a GenBank genome assembly